This is a messenger RNA of Trypanosoma rangeli, 738 nucleotides long. RefSeq lists its product as uncharacterized. NCBI's taxonomy places the organism in Eukaryota, Euglenozoa, Kinetoplastea, Trypanosomatida, Trypanosomatidae. Bases 1 to 738 code for a protein of 245 amino acids. The transcript has a single exon. The record is from RefSeq and is a predicted model, not a curated record.
AUGAACAAGGAGAAGGUGGGGCGUCGGUUGGACCUUGUAGGUAGCUCUGCGGGAUCCAUCAUAAGUGUAGCGGCGUGGUGUGCGUUGCAGGCCUCUAGCGCCGAUAUUAUUCUGGCCGCCAUCGAUGAGAGGAUGCGAAACGCAUCCACGAGGAACGAGAUGCGGUGCGCACUACUCAAUGUCAUUCAUGAACUUCUCCUCACUUGCGCUGCUAACGGCGUUCCAGAGGCGGGGAAGCGGAGCGUGUUGAUGGCGGUCAGUAAGACUCUUCCAGGCACAGUGCAUGCGGUGCGUACGCUUACCGGGACAAACACUGAGGCAUUUGAACAAAAUCUGGCGAAGGUGGUGUCGUGGUGGGCUAUCCUGAAUAUUUUUCCACGUGCAUGGAUUGCCCAGCUCGGUGUGAAGGAGGCGAAGCAACCUAGUGACGCGACGGGGGGAGCUUCCAUGCCGGGGCAGCUGUCCUACAUUGUGAACCUGAUGUCGAGGUACAACGAGGUGAAGGAAGAGUGUCUUCGCCAGUCACACGCCUCACCAGAAAGAGCUGCGGCGGUUCGAGAGGAGGCGUCACAACUACUUGCGAAGCUUAGGGAGGUUGUCCACUGCAAGCUAGAUGGUGGAGCCUCCCUCGUUGCGUGGCUAGAUGCAGAGCGGGGCGCACUAGAAGGAAACGCGCAGAACACGUCAUUCUCCGUGGCAGGGCAGAAGGAAGAUGACGUUCUUGGCUCUUUCUUCUAG